AUGAGGGAGGCGCUGCGCGGACGCUCGGGUAACCAGCCGGCCCCAGGCAGCCCCCUCCGCCCCGCUGCCCCCUCCAUGGCGCCGCCCGGGCACACCUGGUCCCACACCCGCGCCGCGCUGGGGCGGCUGGAGAAGGCACUGAGCUGCUCCCGCUGCGCCGGUGUCCUGCGGGAGCCCGUGUCCCUGGGGCAGUGCGAGCACGUCUUCUGCCUGUGCUGCGUGGGUGACAGCGUUGGCAGCGGGUGCCCCGUGUGCCACGUGCCAGCCUGGGUGCAGGACGCGCAGAUCAACCGGCAGCUGGAUAACAUGAUCCAGCUGUGCAGCAAGCUGCGGCAGCUGCUGAGCGCCCACAGCUCAGGUUCAGCAGAGGAUCCAUCCACACCCCCUGAGUCAGAGUUGCAGAAGAAGAGCAAGAAGGAGCAGAUCAAAAUGUGGUUCAGCCCCAGGAGCAGGAAGAUUCGAUGUGUUGUGAACAGGAGUCAGGCUGGCACUAAAAGCACUAACCUUGCUCAAGACACAGCUUCAGUUUAUGAUUUCUUUCCUUCCCCUCCUCAUGAAAAGCCCUCUAAGCCAACAAAAAAACCAACUCAGAGGCAGAUUAAGAAGAUGAAGAAGAAGCACCUAGCAGACAUUAACAAAGUGUGGAGCUUAGAGAAACCUGAGCAGAAGAAAGCUGAGAAGGCUCCCAAGGAAAAGUGUGUGACCAUCUGCAGUCAGCCAGUAGUGCUGUGCACUCAGGAACCAGAGAGUCCUGAGCACAGCCCUCAGCAGGAGCCUGUCAAGGAAGCUGCCUCCAGCAGGAAUGCAGAAAAUACGGAAGUUGUACCACAGGUGGAAUCCCCAAAGAAAGAUAACAGUGAGGUUGUGUGCCCUGCACCAGAGAGCAAGGGAACACAGGGUGCUGCAGAGGCAUUGCUGGCAGCAGCAAGUGAAGUUACACCCUUGAAACGUGGCAGGGAGCAGUCCAGGCUGCAGGGGACUCCUCAGUCCAAGAGAGCCAGGAGAAGUGAGAGGGGCAUUCCUGGGAACAGGCAGGCUGACGGCUCACAGGAGUCUCUGCAGGGCUCCCCCAUCUCCCCAGCCGCUGAACUGACACCAGUCCACGUUUCCUCCUCUGCAUCCAAACUCACUGACACUGGAAUGAAGACAAGAAGAUCUGCAGCCCUUCAAGCCACUAACAGUCCUUCACUUUCAGAGUCUCCCUCUACCCCUUCCACUUCCAAGAGUUGCAGUCAAGGAGCAACCCCACUCAGUCCUUCUGUGGUGAAAUCCCCUGGUGUCAACUCCAUUGCCAGAAGGAAUUACAAGGGAGAGACUUUGCUCCAUGUUGCUUCCAUCAAGGGUGACUUGGCAGCUGUGGAGGAGCUGCUGAAAAACGGGGCAGAUCCCAAUGUCAAAGAUAAUGCUGGCUGGACACCACUGCACGAGGCGUGUAACCACGGGCACAGGGAGGUGGUGGAGCUGCUGCUGCGGCACCGGGCGCUGGUGAACACCACGGGCUACCAGAACGACUCUCCGCUGCACGACGCCGCCAGGAACGGCCACCUGGCCGUGGUGGAGCUGCUGCUGCUGCACGGCGCCUCCCGCCACGCCGUUAAUAUAUUUGGUCUGCGGCCUGUGGACUACGCAGAAAGCAAAAAGAUGAAAUCUCUGCUCAUGUUACCAGUGGAGAAUGAAUCACUUUCACUCACCCAGCCCUCUGAGGUGCUGAGCUCCAGCCAGCCAAGAAAUGGACCCCUUGGUAUACUGGGGAGCAAUCUUAGUGUAGAGCAGCAGAAAUUGCUGAACAAAUUAGCAGCAGUCCUGAAGGCCCAGAGGUGCACUGAAUUUAACAGCAGAGUAACUCAUCUUGUUAUCCCUGAUGUUCCAAUGCCAACCACUGUCAAGUGCAUGAUGGCUGUUCUGAGUGGAUGUUGGGUCCUCAAGUUUGAAUGGGUGCAAGCCUGCCUGCAGAGCUCAGCUCGAGAACAAGAGGAGAAGUACGAGGUGCAAGGUGGCCCCCGGCGCGGGCGGCUCAACCGGGAGCAGCUGCUGCCUAAGUUAUUUGAUGGAUGCUACUUCUAUUUUAUGGGAUCUUUCAAACAGCACCAGAAGAGUGACCUGCUGGAGCUGGUGAAAGCAGCAGGUGGCCAGGUGCUGGUUAGGCAGCCCAAACCAGACAGUGACGUGACCCAGACCAUCAACACAGUGUCCUACCACGCAGAGCCCACCUCUGACCAGAGGCUCUGCACUCACUAUGUCAUCUAUGACGGGGCUUCCAAGUUCCAGCCGCAGAAAAUCCGGCAGGGCAAGGUGUGGAUGGCCCCCUCCAGCUGGCUCAUAGACUGUGUGAUGUCAUUUCAGCUCCUGCCUGUGAAGGGAAUAUCAAACAGCAGCAAGGCUUUAAAAUGGGCUCAGUCUGGGGCAGCUGGGACGCUCUGAAAGGCUGCUCUGAAGCUGGGAUUUCUGGUUUGGAUUCAGGGGAGCUUUGAGCA
Messenger RNA from Melozone crissalis (California towhee), 2474 nucleotides. It is a transcript of the gene BARD1, whose product is annotated as BRCA1 associated RING domain 1. The record is from RefSeq and is a predicted model, not a curated record. NCBI's taxonomy places the organism in Eukaryota, Metazoa, Chordata, Aves, Passeriformes, Passerellidae. Gene Ontology annotation, molecular function: protein binding. Bases 1 to 2421 code for a protein of 806 amino acids. The transcript has 11 exons.